Messenger RNA from Erythranthe guttata (spotted monkey flower), 1065 nucleotides. NCBI's taxonomy places the organism in Eukaryota, Viridiplantae, Streptophyta, Magnoliopsida, Lamiales, Phrymaceae. The record is from RefSeq and is a predicted model, not a curated record.
GCGCGCGCGUACCAUACACUUGCCACAAUCAGGAAAUACUACGGUCGAAUUCCCUUCUCUUCAGACUCAUGAAACAAGACAAGCCCUAAUCACAGUAACAAAAAACAUGGAUAUGUCGAGCGAUUUCGAUCGCCUCCUCUUCUUCGAGCACGCUCGCAGAACCGCCGAAGCUACCCACGCCAAAAACCCUCUCGACGCCGAUAAUUUGACUAGAUGGGGAGGUGUGUUGCUGGAAUUGUCCCAAUUUCAGAACGGUCCCGACUCCACUGCCAUGGUUCAAGAUGCUAUACAGAAGUUGGAGGAGGCUCUAGUUGUUAAUCCUAGGAAACACGACGCACUCUGGUGUCUCGGGAAUGCAUACACAUCUAGUGCAUUUGUUAUACCUGACCUUGAUGUGGCUAAGGGUUACUUUGACAAGGCAACUCAAUACUUUCAGCAAGCAUAUGAAAUUGAACCAGAAAAUGAACUUUACAAGAAAUCUCUAGAAGUGGCUUCCAAGGCUCCCGAGUUACAUGUGGAGAUCCACAAGCAUGGUUUGGCCCAGCAGGCUAUGGGAUCGGGACCGGGACCGGGACCUUCAACAUCUGCUAGUUCAAAGCAGCAGAGUGCAAAGAAGAGCAAAAGCAGUGAUCUGAAAUAUGACAUAUUUGGAUGGAUAAUCCUAGCAGUUGGCAUUGUUACAUGGGUGGGAUUUGCAAAAUCGAAUAUGCCUCCACCUCCUCCUCCCAGAUAAAUUAUGCCGUUUGCUUUACAUGACUGUUGGCUGUAACUCCUCCCUGCCAAAGGAAUUCACCUUUGAUAGGUCAAGAAAUUACGAGACGAGACCUUUUAUAUAUGUACCAACAAAGAAGAAGGUUUUGUAAUUGUUUGUUUUGUUUGAAGCUGCUUCGUUUUAUAAUCUAGAUGAUGUUAUUGAUUCUGUUUGACCUGGAUAUUUAUGCUUCGUUGCCUUAAUUUGGACAUCGGGUUGUAAAUUUGUAAUAGAUGCCUAGUUUUUCCAUUUCAUGACAUUAAUUUGUUGUUUCUAUGUUACCAAAUUGUGACAUUAAACACUCGUUCAAUUCA